CUGUCGUCAUAUAUUCUACUCAUUCCUCAAUCUCUCAUUUGAAUUAUUUAGAUAUUACAGUAGGGGUGCUCAUUAAUAAUUAGCAGGGAGAAAGCGAUGUUGAAAGACUUUAGCGUAGAGAUCGUUCGAACCACCAUCGUGCAAUCGCCUGUACCCACAAAAGAUUGCACGCUAAAAGGUUCCAACAUAGAUCUCACCGUUCCCGCCCUUAGUCCGGGGCACUUUUUUGUUCACAAAGCAGUGCAAGACAAGACAUACCAAGAGAUGGCAACCUCGAUUAAGAAGGCGCUCUCUCAGACAUUAGUAUUGUUUUAUCCAGUGGCCGGAAGGUUUAUCAUCAGCCAUAAUGGUGAGCCUGAGAUAGAGUGCAAUAAUCAAGGAGUGCCCUUCAUUGAAGCUGAAGCAGACGCUUCCAUUAAGGAUCUCGAUUUUUCUCAGCCAAGUUUAUCUGUAGCUAAACUGACUCCUACGAGGCACCCUCUCCAAGGAGAAUCCCCUCGUUCUGUUCCUGUUCUAGCUGUACAGGUGACGAGGAUGAAGUGUGAUGGAAUUGUAGUGAGUUGUUGUUUUGAUCACAGAAUAGUAGAUGGAAUAAGCAGCUGUAUUUUGUUUAAUGCAUGGACGGAGGCUGCUCGAGGUCUUUCAUUUUCCAUUACGCCUUGUUUUCAACGCUCACUCAUCAAUCCCCGCCAACCUCUCCACGCCGCUGCACUCCCUGAGAUUGAUAGUCAUUACAUGGCAUUGCCUUUCUCUGCUCUCACUCACACUCACCCUCUUCAACCCCAAAUUGGGCGCAUCUAUCAUUUGGAUGCUCUUACGCUUCUUCAAUUGCAGGCUCUUGCUAACAAAACUGAAGCAAAACCCCGUGUUGGCAAACCCAUAACAAAGAUGGAGGCAGUCUCUGCCUACAUUUGGAAAGUCUUUGCUCGCGCGCAGGCUUUGAGUUGUUCAGAAGCAACUAGAAUCGGCAUUCCAAUUGACGGGCGUGCAUACCUGAACCUCCCUCCCUCCUACUUCGGAAACGCGAUAGCAAUUCCUUUCAAGGAGAGUUAUGCAGAGGACAUAUUGGAGCAGCCAUUAAGCGAGAUAGCAGAAAUCGUACGCAAUGUUAUAUGUGCUUCAACAAACAGUGAGUAUUUCAGGUCCGUCGUGGAUUGGGUGGAGGAGAAGAGACCAGCAGCGAUAUUAGCGAGAGUUUAUGGGGAGGAAGGGUCUGCCCUGGUGGUGUCAUCCGGAGUGAGGAUCCCAUUAUAUGAAUUUGACUUGGGAUGUGGAAAGCCUGCGUUUUCAAGUGCAUAUUUUCCAUGGGGAGGAACAGCAGGGUAUGUAAUGUUGCAGGCGAGCCCCCUUGGAGAUGGGAAUAUGGUGGUGUAUAUGCACAUGGCCGAGAAGCAUCUAGAUGCCAUCGAAACUGAUCCUGAAUUUUUGUUCGUGAGGGCUAAUCGAAUGAAUUUCUGGUACCAGUAGGCAGCUUGUAGUUUAAAGAUCUAAGAAGAAUAGCAGUUAGCUUUCAUGUUUUCGUCCAGAAUAGGAUUCUUUUUGCUUAACUAAUAUUUUCGACAGUUUUAUUUGCUGUGUUGUACGCAACUGCCCCUAAAUCUGCCAGAUGUACAAAAUAUAAUGGCUUAAUUCUACAAGCAAUCAAGGAGAUGCCACCAUCAUGGGUACUCAUAGUUUAUGUGAUCAACUACUUUGAACGAUACAUGUAUUACCCUAAGUUAGAGGCAAUGUUGAGUUGAUGACGUAUAGUUCAUGGAACAACCUGUUGACAUGGAAGUGGACAGAGAAUUUGUCUACCUAGAUUUUGUACGUGGCAGAAUUUAAAAGAUUAAAGUUAUUGUUUUGGCUUUUAA
Messenger RNA from Cryptomeria japonica (Japanese cedar), 1853 nucleotides. RefSeq names its product coniferyl alcohol acyltransferase-like. Bases 97 to 1467 code for a protein of 456 amino acids. Lineage: Eukaryota; Viridiplantae; Streptophyta; Pinopsida; Cupressales; Cupressaceae. The transcript is spliced from 2 exons. The record is from RefSeq and is a predicted model, not a curated record. Gene Ontology annotation, molecular function: acyltransferase activity, transferring groups other than amino-acyl groups.